Messenger RNA from Populus trichocarpa (black cottonwood), 2306 nucleotides. Its product is annotated as pyruvate kinase isozyme A, chloroplastic. The record is from RefSeq and is a predicted model, not a curated record. Gene Ontology annotation, biological process: glycolytic process. Gene Ontology annotation, molecular function: pyruvate kinase activity; magnesium ion binding; potassium ion binding. Bases 286 to 2010 code for a protein of 574 amino acids. Lineage: Eukaryota; Viridiplantae; Streptophyta; Magnoliopsida; Malpighiales; Salicaceae. Gene Ontology annotation, cellular component: cytoplasm. The transcript has 7 exons.
UUUAUUGUCUCCUAAACAUAAUAUUAAAAUAGCAUUAGACUAUUAGUUAAUUAUAAAAUACCAAUCACUAAACCCUUUGUAAUCUCCGCUCUCACCGUACAAAGCUCCAAACAUGCGACGGGGAUUUCGGUCUAAAACAAGACCCGAAAAUCUAUCAUCAAAAUUAUCGAUUCUGUUAGUGUGCCUGUCCAGAGGUUUUAACCUUUUACUUUUCAAAACUGAAUCUUGUUAAGAAGAAGAAGAAGAAGAAAAAAAGGCCUGCACUAUUUUUACUCGAAUUGAGCCAUGGCAUUUUCUAGUGAUUCGAUGCUUCAAAAGAUCUUUGCAAAGAGCCCGGCUUUUGAUUCAAACAAAAGGGUCUUUGGAAAACCAGUGAGUAUUUCUGGUGGGGCAAUUUCUUGCAAUGAAAGGAAUCUGAAGAGUAAAGGCAGGAUUGCAGUAAAAGCAGCAGCAGCAGCAGAUGUUAUGGGUUUGAAGAAUCAUGAGGUGAAUCUGGAUCUGGGGUUUGAUGUGGUGGCUGAGAGAGAGUUGAGAGAAAAAGGGUUCUUGGGGAUGAGGAAGACAAAGCUAGUGUGCACUAUAGGGCCUGCUUGUUGCUCUCUGGAGGAUUUGGAGAGAUUGGCAAUGAGAGGGAUGAAUGUGGCUAGACUUAAUAUGUGUCAUAAUACAAGAGAGUGGCACCGUGAUGUCAUUAGGAAAAUCAAGAAGUUGAAUGAAGAGAAAGGGUUUUCUGUUUCGGUUAUGAUUGACACUGAAGGUAGUCUGAUUCAUGUUGUGGAUCAUGGAGUUCCUUCCUCUCUCAAAGCAGAGGAAGGUUCAGUUUGGGUAUUUACAGCUCAAAAGUUUGAAGGUUCUCGUCCAUUUACUGUGCAAGCCAAUUAUCAAGGCUUCUCUGAAGGCAUCAUGGUGGGUGAUGAACUGGUUAUUGAUGGUGGAAUGGCAAGGUUUGAAGUUGUCGAAAAGAUGGGGAAUGAUUUGCAUUGCAAGUGCACAGAUCCUGGUCUAUUCCUACCUCGAGCCAAAUUAAGCUUCUGGAGAGAUGGGAAGCUUUCCUAUCACGGUCUUCCAACUCUAUCCCCAAAGGAUUGGGAAGAUGUUGAUUUUGGAAUUUCUGAAGGUGUUGAUUUUAUUGCCAUGUCAUUUGUAAAUGAUGCUGAUUCUGUCAAGGAUCUGAAGAAUUAUCUCUUUGCCAAAACGUCCAAAUCAAUAAGAGUACUGGCAAAAAUUGAGACCUUGGAGUCUCUUCAGAAGCUGGAAGAAAUUGUAGAGGCAUCUGAUGGAAUCAUGGUGGCUCGUGGUGACCUAGGAGUUGAAGUUCCACUUGAACAGAUUCCAACAGUCCAGGAGGACAUAACUCGCUUAUGUAGGCAGAUGAACAAGCCAGUAAUUAUUGCUUCUCAACUUCUUGAAUCCAUGGUUGAAUAUCCAACUCCAACACGUGCUGAGGUGGCAGAUGUUUCUGAAGCUGUUCGACAGUAUGCAGAUGCACUGAUGUUGUCUGGUGAAUCAGCUAUUGGGUUACAUGGGCAGAAGGCUCUUUCUGUCUUGCAGGUGGCCAGCAGUCGAAUGGAACUAUGGAGUCGCGAGGAAAACCGACAGAGUACUCUUCAUAACUGUCAGCUGGGAGGUUCAUUGUCUGAUUGCAUCGCUGAAGAAAUAUGCAGUUGUGCUGUUCAAAUGGCCAACAACCUUGGUGUAGAUGCUAUCUUUGUGUACACAAAGCAUGGUGAAAUGGCAUCACUUCUAUCUCGCAAUAGGCCUUACCCUCCCAUAUUUGCUUUCACGAGUGACAGUGAUGCUCGGAUGGCUUUGAAUUUGCAGUGGGGAGUUAUCCCACUUCUUGUUGACUUGGCAGAUGAUAUGGAAGCCAACAUCUCAAAAACCAUUGAUCUGAUGAGAGCAAAUGGAAUGGUAAAAGAGGGAGAGGCUGUCCUGGUGGUCUCAGAUUUAACUGCAGCACAUGCAACUUCAACGACAUUCCAAUCAAUCCAGGUGAAGAUCAUUGUUUAGCAGAAUUUCUCCCUUCUGAAUUCUGUUCACUUAUGUACGUUAGGUAUCAGUGAAAGGUAAAGUAAAAGAGGAAACUUCGAGUCCGAGGCAGAAGGGUGCACAUACCCUUUUUAUUUGCGUGGUUUUGUUCUUAUUCCAUUAUAUGAUGAUUGUGAGUGGACUAAUCCUCAAUGUUUGAAGGAAAGUUUGUGAUUAAAACUUGGAUGUUGGAUCCAUCUGUUCUUGAAGAGAAUGCAUAGAACUACAAUAGAAGAUGUGUAAUGGUCCAUUCAAUCAAAUGAAUUUGGUUUAUUAAA